This is a messenger RNA of Medicago truncatula (barrel medic), 3121 nucleotides long. Its product is annotated as subtilisin-like protease SBT2.5. Gene Ontology annotation, molecular function: serine-type endopeptidase activity. The record is from RefSeq and is a predicted model, not a curated record. NCBI's taxonomy places the organism in Eukaryota, Viridiplantae, Streptophyta, Magnoliopsida, Fabales, Fabaceae. The coding region runs from base 317 to 2773 and encodes 818 amino acids. Gene Ontology annotation, biological process: proteolysis. The transcript is spliced from 12 exons.
AAGCAACAAUAAUGAAUGAAUGUUAAUUAAAAAUUACCAUUCCCUGCAUCAAGAUUCAAGAUCAUAAAUCAUAAUGUUCUCAAACAUUUAAUCAUACCAAACAAAUCAAAUCAAAUCAAAACCCUAUCUUUCUCUCUCUCCCUCUUCACUCUUCACCACCAUUUUCCAUUUCCAUGGCAUUCACGUUUAACCUUCGCCGUUAGAUCUCAUAUCACUCCAAUUUACUAGAUGCGAGUGAUCAAGAACUUGCUACUUAGAUCAGAGUGAGUGAAUAUUGAUCUUGGAAGCUACUGGAGUUGCCAAUUAAUUGGUGAAGAUGAGAUUUUUGGAGUUUGGGUGUGUUCUGUUGAUUGUUGUACUAGCUCUUGUGGUUUCUGUAAAAGGUGAGAUUUAUAUAGUAACUGUUGAAGGUGAACCUAUCAUAAGUUAUACUGGAGGUAUUGAUGAAUUUGAAGCUACUGCUGUGGAAUCUGAUGAAAAAAUUGAUACUACCAGUGAACUGGUUACUUCAUACGGUCGUCAUCUUGAAAAAAGACAUGAUAUGAUUCUAGGGAUGUUGUUUGAGCAAGGGACAUACAAAAAACUAUAUAGCUAUCGACAUCUUAUAAAUGGUUUUGCUGUUCAUAUUUCGCCAGAACAGGCAGAAACUCUAAGACAUGCUCCUGGAGUGAAAUCUGUUGCAAGGGACUGGAAAGUGAAGAGACUUACAACACAUACCCCUCAAUUUUUAGGGCUUCCGACUGGGGUAUGGCCAACUGGAGGUGGCUUUGAUAGAGCUGGAGAAGACAUUGUGAUUGGAUUUGUAGACUCGGGGAUCUAUCCUCAUCACCCCAGUUUUGCAACUCAUAAUACUGAACCAUAUGAGCCAGUUCCAAGGUAUAGAGGGAAAUGUGAAGUUGAUCCUGAUACUAAAAUAAAUUUUUGCAAUGGGAAGAUUGUUGGAGCACAACACUUUGCCCAAGCUGCAAUAGCUUCUGGAGCAUUCAACCCUUCAAUUGAUUUUGCUUCUCCUCUAGAUGGGGAUGGACAUGGAAGUCACACAACCUCUAUCGCAGCUGGAAAUAAUGGAAUUCCUGUGAGAAUGCAUGGCCAUGAAUUUGGCAAAGCAAGUGGGAUGGCUCCUCGUGCUAGGAUUGCUGUAUACAAGGCACUCUAUAGACUCUUUGGAGGGUUUGUUGCAGAUGUAGUUGCCGCAAUUGAUCAGGCUGUAUAUGAUGGAGUGGAUAUACUCAGUCUUUCAGUUGGACCCAACAGUCCUCCAGCAGCUGCCAAAACUACAUUUUUGAACCCUUUUGAUGCUACACUUCUUGGAGCCGUGAAAGCUGGUGUAUUUGUUGCACAGGCCGCUGGAAAUGGUGGUCCUUUCCCUAAGACAAUGGUUUCAUAUAGUCCAUGGAUAGCAUCUGUAGCAGCUGCAAUUGAUGAUCGUAGAUACAAAAAUCAUUUAACGCUUGGAAAUGGAAAUAUCUUAGCUGGAAUCGGGUUAUCACCUUCUACACAUUUAAACCGAACAUACACUUUGGUUGCUGCAAAUGAUGUGCUGCUAGAUUCUUCGGUUACGAAGUACAGCCCAACAGAUUGCCAGAGACCAGAAUUAUUAAACAAGAAACUGAUAGAGGGAAAUAUUCUUCUCUGCGGAUAUUCUUUCAACUUUGUUGUUGGUACUGCAUCAAUGAAGAAAGUAUCAGAAACGGCAAAGGCCCUUGGUGCAGCUGGAUUUGUUCUCUGUGUUGAAAAUAUUUCCCCUGGUGCAAAAUUUGAUCCUGUCCCUGUUGGCCUUCCUGGGAUUCUUAUCACUGACGUCGGUAAUUCAAAGAAACUUAUAGACUAUUAUAAUAUCUCUACACCAAGAGACUGGACUGGACGGGUGAAGAGUUUCAAAGGUUUAGGUAAAAUCGGAGACGGUUUGAUACCUAUUCUACAUAAGUCUGCGCCGCAGGUGGCAUUAUUCUCUGCUAGAGGGCCAAAUGUAAAGGACUUCAGCUUCCAAGAGGCAGAUCUUCUCAAACCAGAUAUAUUAGCUCCUGGUUCGUUGAUUUGGGCUGCUUGGAGUCCAAAUGGAACUGAUGAGGCAAAUUUUAUUGGUGAGGGAUUUGCGAUGGUAUCUGGAACUAGCAUGUCUGCACCACAUAUAGCUGGAAUUGCUGCUCUUAUAAAGCAGAAGCAUCCACAUUGGAGCCCUGCUGCCAUUAAAUCAGCAUUGAUGACAACUUCAACAACUCUAGACAGAGCAGGGAAUCCUCUUCUAGCUCAGCAAACUUCUGAAACAGAAGCUAUAAAAUUUGUCAAAGCUACCCCAUUUGACUAUGGGAGUGGACAUGUUGAUCCAACAGCUGCCUUGGACCCUGGCCUCAUCUUUGAUGCAGGAUAUGAGGAUUAUCUUGGCUUCUUAUGUACAACACCUGGCAUCGAUGUUCAUGAGAUAAGGAACUACACUCAUGUACCAUGUAACACUAGUAUGGGCAAACCAUCGAAUUUAAACACUCCAUCCAUCACAAUUUCCCAUCUCGUGGGAACUCAAGUUGUCCACCGCACUGUAACCAAUGUAGCGGAGGAAGAAACCUAUGUGAUCACAGCCAGAAUGGAACCAGCAGUUGCCAUUGAAGUCAACCCUCCUGCAAUGACUAUCAACGGCGGCACAUCACGUCAAUUUUCUGUGACACUGACAUCUCAAUCAGUGACAGGAAGUUAUAGUUUUGGAGAAGUUUUAAUGAAAGGGAGCAGAGGGCAUAAGGUAAGGAUCCCUGUUGUGGCGAAAGGAUUCCCACGAUAGAGUCUUGUUUGAUAUGUUGAAAAAGGCUUGUAAUAUUCUUUGUAUGUUGUGGGGUAAUAAGUUAAGGUAUGGUGCUAGAUUUGUUCAUCCAAAAAUAUAAUAUAUUAUAUAUGAUAGGUGUAAUGUAAUGUAAAGGGGGGUGAAGGCUAGUUUGUUCGAUUCCACGUAUAAAGUUUUGGUUAUAUUAUUAUCUAGUCAUCAUCAUUUGUUAAAUGCUUCUUUGUGAGAAGUUUUUACAUGUAUCUGUAACCAUUUACCAGUCCAACAGUUACUUGCUUCCUUCCUGCAGGUAGUAUAAUACAUGAAAUAAAUAGUAUCCAUCGGCUAUUGAAUAGCUAUAUUCACUCA